Messenger RNA from Dreissena polymorpha, 4516 nucleotides. RefSeq names its product mucin-2-like. Bases 280 to 1572 code for a protein of 430 amino acids. Gene Ontology annotation, molecular function: protein binding. The record is from RefSeq and is a predicted model, not a curated record. NCBI's taxonomy places the organism in Eukaryota, Metazoa, Mollusca, Bivalvia, Myida, Dreissenidae. The transcript has 10 exons.
CACAAUUCUUGACGAUGAAAGAUUAAGUUACAAGAUACAAAAUGAAUGCAAAAGGAUAUUAAUAGAAUAACCAAAUAAUAAAAUGGAAAAAUCGAUAUGUUCAAUGGCCAUAAAUCGUUUGCAAAGAUUUAAAAGAUUUGAAAGAUAGUCAAAUUUUAUAUAACCUCGACCUAACUCAGACAUUUUAUUUAUCGAUAACAGAAACUCUGACUCCCACUUUCGAAUUGAAUCGGUAUAUUUGUGUUUGAUUAAGUCCUGGUAAUAGUCUUAUCAGUAGCCAUGUCAAAUAAACGAGAAUCGAUUUACGUUGCAAUUCUUGGAAUAUGUGUUAUUCAAGGUGUUAUGUCAAGCUGCAUGGACGACACCUCAGUUGCCCGGAUGUGUCACAACAGCACAGUGGUCGGCACACAUGUUUUUAUUGAUGUCGACGCCUCCAGCAGCACCACUCUGUCGUCAUUGGUUGCGUGCACGUGCAUUGUGACCGCGCAAGGCGUCAAACAGAUGGAGGUCAAGUCCAAUUUUAUCGGAACGAAUUCACAAUGCGGUACCACCAUGGAAUACACCGGUCAGGGGAUACCUGGCGGGAAUCUGUCACACUCAUGUAACGACGCGACGUUUAACGUAACCACGCAAACGAACAUGAACAUUACCGUGGGAGUAAGAAAGGACCAGCCACCUUACUUGACUCAGUACUGUGUAUCAUUGGAGUGGCAAUCCUGUGGCGCAGGUAUGUUCCAAUGUAACGAUGGUGGUUGUAUUCCUUAUGCGUCCAUAUGCAACAGUGAUCCGGAUUGCAAGGACGAAUCGGAUGAGGACAAUGGCAGCUGUGGUGUGGGAGGCAUCUGUAUUGAGGGACUGGCGCUUUGCGAGAGUGGUAAAGGGUGUAGGCCUCAAGGUGGGCGAUGCAAUAACAUCACAGAAUGUAAGGAUGGAUCUGAUGAAAUAGGCUGCGAUACUCUUUCCGGCAACAGCACGACAGAAACGCCGCCUAAUCCAAGUAACACAACGACUCCUUUGAUUACGGUCACGUGCACUGAAAGCGAAUAUAUGCCACAAACAACUACAACAACCAUUCCUCAAACAACAACAGCUCCUACGGUAACAACCACUUCUACAACAACAACAGUCGCUCAUACAACAACAAACUCUCCAACAACAACACCAUUAUAUAAAACAACAUCCCCUGAAACAACAACAUAUAAAAUAACAACAGCAUCUCCUUCAACAACCUUCUCUCCAACAACAUUUUCAGAGACUCAACAAACCAUCCCCGUUUCAACAACAAUUAUACAAACAACAACACCAAUACAAUCAACAGCUAAUUCAGUUUCAUCUGAAUCACCGCCGACUACAUCAGCAAGAUCGUCUACAGCCAUGGAUAUCUCAACCAGUACCGAACGAACGGAUUACUCAAAACCUGCUCCAGACCCAAUGCCGCCAUGGCUUAUUGCCGUCAUUGUAUGCGUAUGUUUGUUGGUGAUAUUGGCGGUGGUUGUUGCUGUUAUAUGCCAACUAACAUCAAAAUGUGACAAGUACUGGAUAAAGCGUGGACAGCGAAAUUAUAUUGCAUAAACUUUUAAGUGUCAAUUUUUCAAUUUUUGUAAAUUAAUACUUUCGUGUGUUUUUUAAAGCUCUGAAUGUGUCCUAUUGUGCCAUUUCAAAUAGAAAUCGCAUGUUUCUGAUGGUUAUGCCAAAAUGAUUUUAAAGAGAAACCAAUAGAAUUUUUUAGAACUAUAGUGCUUCUGUAUAUCCAUGCAAUACUAAUUUAAAUAAUCUUCCGUCUCCUGAUAUUAAAUGACAGUUCAGAAUAUUUUCUUUCAUUUAUUGUUGUUACAAAAUUCAUAGAAAUGUUAACGUGUUACAAAUAUGUUAUGGAAAUGGCAAUACACUUUUAUUUUUACGUUGCAAGCAAACUUUGUUGCUGGUUAUUCGUAUCUACUUUUUUCAUGGAAUAAAACAUAUGUUUUUAUUUCAAACCAGAAUUAUAUUAAUCCUCAAGUUCAUUAAUUGUGUACCGGGCCGAACGUUUGGUGAGCUGACACAAUCAAAACAAUUCUAUUAUAACGAAAUUAAAUUGUGAUUCGUGCAACACAUGUUGAUGCAUCCUACUAGAUUUACCUAAUUUCAUGUUAAUAAAAUCAUUUUUCACAACAACUUUGUGUGAUUAGCCAUACAAAAAAACGUCUAAAUAGUAUUUUACUCAUAAACAUAUUCGUUAUGUUUGAAUUUUCUUCAAAUACAAGGCAUGCAAUAUAUGAUCAAAUAUCAUAAGUAACAGUUUUACUUAAAUAAAUUUUGUGUUAUUAUAAUAACGCUCAUUGGGUAAUUGUCGACCUGAAAUGGCCCACAAGUCACCCGGGGGUGACUAGAAUCCGAUUCAUGUCACCCUGGGGUAACUUCAAUCCGACGCUAGUCACCCCCGGUUGACUAGAAUCGGCUUCAUGUCACCCAGGGUGACAUGAAUCGGCUUCUAGUCACCCCGGGUGACUAGAAUCGGCUUGAGGUCACCCCCGGGUGACAUGAAUCGGCUUCUAGUCACCCCGGGUGACUAGAAUCGGCUUGAAGUCAUCCCAGGGUGACAUGAAUCGGCUUCUAGUCACCUCCGCAUGACUAGUGGGCCAUUUCAGGUCGACAAUGACCCAUUGAGCUAUAAUAACACGACCUUAACUUAAAUAUAAUAAUUGCAACCGUUGUAUCUUAACACAAACUAAUUAAUUCUCAUGCAAGAAAUUUAUUAAAUGAUUCUGAUUACUUAAAUGUAUUAAAUUGAUUUUAAAAUAUUUUGACUGUUCGUUAGUGAUUUUUUCACAGCAAGUCCACAGGCACAGAUCGUGUCUAUAUAAUUAAUUUUUUCUUGUUAGAAAGGUUAUUCAGUAACACAUGACUUUAUAUUAACAGUGAUGUUCAAAUACGUAGUUGCAUUUGCAGUUUUGAAUUAGAUUUUUUUUAAUCGACAUUUUAUUGGAAUGUUUUUGCACGGCUCAAUACCAAGUUUUCGUCUUAGUUCGUAUUGUAGCUCCAUUCACCACGCUCGAACAUCUUCUAGCGUUUAAUAGCCAAGUAAUGGAUAUACAUUUUAACAUGCUUCCUAUUGCUUCUAUAUACUAGUUAUCACGUCUUUAUGACUGUAAGUUUACGUAACAGAUAGAAGCGAUUGUGAAUGAUUUGUUUGUCACGAUAUCUUAUAAUGACUUCUUCUUUGUAUUUAUAUAUAGUAAAUGUUAGUUUUCCAAUUCUAUGUAGUAUUGCAAUCUAACGUAAGAUUUUUUUUGUCUUCUAUCGGAUAAUCUAUUUCUUGCCCUUGUCGUUCAAUUCAGUCGGAUAUUCUUACAUCAAGGCGAACUUAGUAUAUACUGAAAUGAAUAGUAUAAUACGUGGGACGUUAUUGUCUAGUUUAAACGGCAUCAAAUCUAACUAUUUAUUGCUUUAAACAAAUAGUUUUUGUUAUUGUAUAAAAAUUGAAUUAAAUAUGUACUUUUUCAAGUUGUUGAAUAAUAUAAACUGUUAAAAGCCACAUUGGAAACAAAUUAUUUAACUGUUGAUAUAAAAUUCGCAUCACUAUGUUUGAGUUAAUGGGAUGCAUUCGGGAUAUAACGGGAGUAUAUAUAUAUUUCCACAUAUGAUUUUUACAAUGAUGUUACGUGUUUAUUCAAGCGACUACAUGUGUAUGUGCACGAUAGAAUUUCAUCGAUUGUAAAAUAUUGAUUUAUGGCAGUACUGUAUAAGUGAUUACAAGUUUAGACAUUGUCUGUUAUUUGUUAAACCAUAUACACGAAUAAUCAGCUACUAAUGGUGCCAUCAAGCCAGUGUCAGAUUUCAUCAUUUGUAAUUCAGUUAAUUACAUAACGAGUUAUUCUAAACAUUAAGCUUUACCGACUACCUUACAUUGUGCCUAAGUGUCGUUUGGACAAAAUAUCUGCACUAAGUACAAUUUAGUAGGGAUCUCAAAUGUUGUAAAUGUCUUAUGAGUGAGUUUUCGAUUGUACAAACAAAAAUAAUAUGCAUAAAAUCGCCGCUGAUUUUCUUGUGCUAUAUCCUCUAAACUUUAAUUGAGCUUUGUUGUUGUUUUUUUUUUAACGUUUAAAAUAAUUUGAAACUAAAUAAGAUCGUAUAAACAAAUUUUAAGAGAAUAAAUAAAUAGCCGCUCCGAGAUUCGAAACGGAGUCAUCUUAAAGUCUGGGUCAUCCCUAGUUUACUCAGAAUCAUGUUCUAUUUUUUUCAAAUUUCAGGCAGGAACAAAUAUUUAAAAAAAAAUGACGGAUUGGCGUUUUUUUUAAAGGUAUAGACUUCACAAAGUUGUGUACAAGUUUAUGGCAUUACGUUUUUCCCAUUUCAAUGCGUUAUCCUGGCAGUACAUCUUUACUUGUUCGUAUAUUCUACAAAAAGCAGAAAUGUUGACGAAACCAUUUUUUGUCCUUAAUUAAGAUUAAUAAUUAAUGUAUGCAUGUACUUACAAGUGUGUUACCGUGUUACCAAAUAUAUUCUUUGAAUAAAUGAAUAAAGUUUAAGACAACCA